AUUGCCAAUUUUUUCAUUAGAAUUUAUCUGCUAGUCAUUCAACAUGGCUCAAAUGCUCGCUUUUGAUGAAUUUGGAAGGCCAUUCCUCAUUUUAAAUGACCAGGAAAACCAGAAGCGUCUGACUGGCCUAGAUGCAAUAAAGUCACACAUCCUUGCUGCAAAAACUGUUUCACAUAUCCUUAAAAGCUCUCUUGGUCCAAAAGGAAUGGACAAAAUCCUUGUUAGUCCUGAUGGUGAGAUAACAAUAACCAAUGAUGGAGCUACCAUAUUAGAGAUGAUGGAUGUUGAGCACCAGAUUGCAAAACUUAUGGUACAACUAUCAAAAUCUCAAGAUGACGAAAUUGGUGAUGGUACCACAGGAGUUGUUGUUUUAGCAGGAGCUUUGCUAGAGCAUGCUGAGCAACUACUUGACAAGGGCAUCCACCCGAUCCGUGUAGCUGAUGGAUACGAGCAUGCUGCAGAAAUUGCUAUCAAGGAAUUAGAGAAGAUUAGUGAUUCAUUUCCUUUUGAUAAAGAUAACAAGGAAUUCCUGAUAGAAACAGCUAUGACAACUCUUGGUUCCAAAAUAGUUAGCAGAUGUCAACGUCAAAUGGCAGAAAUUGCUGUUGAUGCAAUUUUAUCAGUAGCAGAUAUUGACAGAAAAGAUGUUGAUUUUGAAUUAAUCAAAGUGCAAACUAAAGAAGGAGGAGAGCUUGAUGAUACAAUGCUUGUUAAGGGUGUUAUUGUUGAUAAGGACUUCAGCCAUCCACAAAUGCCAAAGGAAAUCAAAGAUGCAAAAAUAGCAAUAUUGACUUGUCCGUUUGAGCCACCGAAACCGAAAACAAAGAACAGCCUUCAGAUAUCCUGUGUAGAAGAUUACAGAAAGUUAAGGAAAUAUGAACAGGAGAAAUUUCAAGAGAUGAUUAAGCAAGUAAAAGAUAGUGGUGCCAAUCUCGCUCUUUGUCAAUGGGGUUUCGAUGAUGAAGCCAAUCACCUUUUGUUGCAAAAUGACCUCCCUGCUGUAAGAUGGGUUGGAGGACCAGAAAUCGAGUUAAUUGCAAUUGCGACUGGUGGAAGGAUUGUUCCCCGUUUCUCAGAGUUAACCGCUGACAAGCUGGGUCAUGCAGGUAUUGUCAGAGAGCUGUCUUUUGGAACAACAAAAGACAAGAUGCUGGUAAUUGAGAAGUGCAAGAAUACAAGAGCUGUUACAAUUUUCAUUAGAGGCGGAAAUAGAAUGAUUCUGGAAGAGGCAAAGAGAAGUAUUCACGACGCCCUUUGUGUCAUUCGUAAUCUGGUUCGAGAUCAAAGAAUUGUUUACGGUGGAGGUGCAGCGGAAAUCGCUUGUUCAUUAGCAGUCAGCACGGCAGCUGAUAAGAUUUCUUCAGUAGAGCAGUACGCUAUGCAUGCAUUUGCCGAAAGCCUCGAAACUGUUCCACUGGCUCUUUCUGAAAACUCAGGCCUUAGUCCAAUAGAAACUAUUUCGCAAGUGAAAUCGAGGCAAAUAACGGAAAACAAUCCACGACUUGGAAUCGAUUGUCUGAACAAAGGAACAAACGACAUGAAAGAGCAACACGUCAUUGAAACACUUCAUGGCAAGAAGCAGCAGAUCAGCUUAGCUACGCAGUUAGUUCGAAUGAUUCUGAAAAUCGACGAUGUUCGAUCACACGUCAAGGAGGGCAUGUAGGACCAAAACACUGUUGUCUCGUUAUCAUUAGCCUAUAGACUGUUAUCUCGGCAUAUGACCCAUUGCCUUGUUUGAUAUCCUGCAGCAAGAGGACCAGAUACCGGACUAACCAAUUUCAGUCACAUAAUUUGGAAAAAUGACCGGAGCUGAACUGGAAUUAUGACUUUUCUGGCGUUAUCAAUGUUUCUAGAUGGUUUAGUUUAUCAAGAUUCUUAUGUCAAUCAAAUCGUCAUUAAAUUAUGAAGGAACUGUU
Rhopilema esculentum is the source of this 1916-nucleotide messenger RNA. RefSeq names its product T-complex protein 1 subunit epsilon. NCBI's taxonomy places the organism in Eukaryota, Metazoa, Cnidaria, Scyphozoa, Rhizostomeae, Rhizostomatidae. Gene Ontology annotation, biological process: protein folding. Gene Ontology annotation, molecular function: ATP-dependent protein folding chaperone; ATP binding; ATP hydrolysis activity. The record is from RefSeq and is a predicted model, not a curated record.